Molecule: messenger RNA, 2052 nt
Organism: Rotaria sordida
Lineage: Eukaryota; Metazoa; Rotifera; Eurotatoria; Philodinida; Philodinidae
Source: the annotation of a GenBank genome assembly
CCAUAUACUUAUACUGAUAUUUAUCUUGGUUUUCAAGUAUCUGUACCGCAAGAAAAUAUAUAUAAGAUACAAACUUUAUCAUCAAAUUUAAUAUCAGGUCAUGAAGUUGUUUCAGUUGCAUCGAAUAUAUUUUUUAAAUAUGCAUUAAAUGAUACUGCUGCAUCAAUUCAAACAACAUUAAUUUAUAAAAAAACAGGAAAUUUGACAAUAGAACCAACAAUUGGUAGUUUAUUGAAUGUAUUAAGUAUAGCAUCAUGUUUUCUUAAGGUUUUACCAGCUUCACUUAUAUUAGAUGUAUUCAUUUUCUAUCUGAUAUUUUUCUAUACAACAAUAUUUCUAGUUAGUGAACGCAAAGAUAGCUUUUUAUCAUUACUGAACAUUAGUGGUUUACAUCCAGCAUGCUAUUGGCUUUUUAAUUAUUUAUUUGAUAUUAUGACUUCGAUUAUUUGGUUUUGUUAUUUACUUGCUAUGUAUUGUAUACUUGAUGUUGCUUUCAAUGGUUUACCAAGUAGUCGAACUUCAUCAACAAGUAUAAUUCCAAUUGAAUUUGCUAGUUCAUGGGAUUUACGAGUACAAUUUUAUCCAUUAACAAUAAUAAUUGUAUUGCCAACAUUACCAUUUGUAUAUCUCAUAACAAAAAUUUUCAAAAGCGAUCUUCUUUGUGGAUUAUCAGUAUUAUUUAUAUUAAUUAUUCUUCAUAUGAUUAGUAUUAUUGUACCAAUAGUUAUGUCAUUUGUUAGUAAUACAUUUAUUCAAAAAUUGAUCUAUUGGUUAUUUAAUAUUAUUUCACCAACUAUAAAUGCACAAGCUAUAGCAACAUAUAUAUUAGCACAGCAAAGUACAUUUUGUCAAAUAUUUAUCCAUACAGAUUUUUCAUUUUUUACACCUAUUGGAAAUGAUACAAUUGAAUGGAAUUGGGUAGUUCUUAUUUUACAUAUUAUUAUUUUAUUAUUAGUAUUAAUUACAAUAGAUAGUGGAUUAUUAAAAUUUUCAUGUUUAACACAUCCUUUAGAUUUAAAUUAUUCAGCAACAAAUAAAAGUCUUUUAAAUACAGAUACUAAUGAAGAAGAACAUGAAACUGAUCAUUUAACAGUUCAUGAUCUUGUAAAACGUUUUCCAGGUCGUAAUGUUUUUGCUGUUAAUCAUUUAACAUUUGGUGCUAAACGUGGUGAAGCAUUUGGUUUACUUGGUUAUAAUGGUGCAGGUAAAACAACAACAUUUCGUAUACUUGUUGGUGAUGAAUUAGCAACACAAGGUACUGCUUAUAUUGAUGGACAAAAUGUUCGUCGUCAUUUAAAAUCAAUGCGUCAAUUAGGUUAUUGUCCUCAACAAAACUGUAGUAUGGACUUUUUAACUGUUCAAAAUGGUUUAUAUUUAUUAGCACGUAUACGUGGUGUAACUUUUUCACGUAUACAUUUAGUUGUUGAAAAAAUUAGUUCUUUAUUUUUACUUGAUCCAUUUCUUAAUAAUUAUAUUCAUCAAUUAAGUGGAGGAACUAAACGACGAUUACAUGCUGCACUUGCAUUAAUUGGACCACCAUUAGUUGCAAUUCUUGAUGAACCAACAACUGGGGUUGAUCCAAAUGCUCGACAACAAAUGCAAGAAAUAUUUCUUAAUGCUGUUAAAGCAAAACUAACAAUUAUAUUAACAAGUCAUUCAAUGGAUGAAUGUGAACGUGUAUGUAAUCGUCUUGGUAUUAUGUUUAAUGGUCAAUUAGUUUGUUUGGGUACAAUUCAACAUUUAAAAUCAAAAUUUGGUCAAGGUUAUACAAUUGAAAUUAAAGUUCAUUCAACAUCUAAUGAUGUCAAUGCAACAACUAUUCAAAAUGUUCAAUCAUUUUUAUUAUCACAAACACAAUUGAAUGUUGAAAUUAAAGAACUAUCAUAUUCAACAGGUUCAUUUCAAGUUAAACAAGGUACACCAGCUGAUUUAUUUGAAUUACUUGAACAAAAUAAACAAUAUUUAAAUAUUGAAACAUAUACAAUAUCACAAACAACACUUGAACAAAUAUUUUUAUCAUUUGGUAAACAAGUCAAUGAUACUUUACAAUGA